Dujonia railenensis is the source of this 438-nucleotide messenger RNA. NCBI's taxonomy places the organism in Eukaryota, Fungi, Ascomycota, Pichiomycetes, Serinales, Debaryomycetaceae. The record is from the annotation of a GenBank genome assembly.
AUGUGCAGGAAUUCAGUAUCUGGGACGCUGGUGGCGAUUUUGGAAGAUUUCACAUAUAUGCAGAAUGUCAAAGUCUCUUGCGUGGUUGCAAAGUGUGCAGGAUAUGGCAGUUGGACAGAUCCACACGGGAUACUAGUCAGAGACAGAUAUAUGCUAGAAGGUACCUCUAACUCUGGAAAAGUCAGCGAAUGCGAUUUGAUCUUUAAAGUGCACGCUGCUUAUACAGCGUCUCAUACCUAUUCUUCAUCAUUCUUGCCCCCCUGUGCCACUCCAUCCAUUGCACUAUUAUCUCCUUCUUCCCUUGGACCACCUUUCCUGUAUAUCCUACACAGAAAAUCGAUUCACACACGCCCCACUUCUUGCACCGUUCACGACCUCUUUUUCAAAACCAAAACCCACCACAUACCCUCAUCGUUGAAAAUUACACAAAUCCCAUGA